Astrephomene gubernaculifera is the source of this 4259-nucleotide messenger RNA. NCBI's taxonomy places the organism in Eukaryota, Viridiplantae, Chlorophyta, Chlorophyceae, Chlamydomonadales, Astrephomenaceae. The record is from the annotation of a GenBank genome assembly.
GUUAAUCCUUGUAACAAUAUCUUAACCCUCGGGGACGUUAUAUGUAGAGGGUUUCGAGGGACAUAGGAUAAAGAAUUAUGCAGCAUACCACGCUUCUCGGCCGGCGCGCCGUCCACCCUGCAGCGGGAGUGACGGCCAAGCCGGUUGUGCCCAGCCCUCGUGUGGCUAAUGUCCGCCAGGUCUCGUGCAAUGUCGCGACUGGCCCUCGGCCGCCCAUGACAACGUUUACAGGAGGCAAUAAGGGUGGCAAGCCCGUAUCACUUGACCUACGGGACGAGGGCACUGGCUUGUUCACGAGCACCAGCCCUGAGCUCCGACGCGUCGUGCCAGAGGAUGUCAAUGGCCGCGUAAAGGUUAAAGUGGUGUACGUGGUGCUGGAGGCUCAGUAUCAAUCGGCCAUUUCCGCUGCUGUCAAAAACAUUAACGCCAAGAACAGCAAGGUUUGCUUCGAGGUUGUGGGCUAUCUCCUAGAGGAGCUGCGCGAUGCUAAGAACUUUGAGGCACUCAAGCAGGAUGUGGCCACCGCCAACAUCUUCAUCGGCUCGCUGAUCUUCAUCGAGGAGUUGGCGGAGAAGAUCGUUGAGGCCGUGCAGCCCCUCCGCGAGCAGCUGGACGCCUGCCUCAUCUUCCCCUCCAUGCCAGCAGUCAUGAAGCUCAACAAGCUGGGCACCUUUUCCAUGAGCCAGCUGGGGCAGAGCAAGUCCAUCUUCUCCGAGUUUAUCAAGUCGGCGCGCAAGAACAACGACAACUUCGAGGAGGGGCUGCUCAAGCUGGUGCGCACGCUGCCCAAGGUCCUCAAGUACCUCCCCUCCGACAAGGCGCAGGACGCACGCAACUUUGUGAACAGUCUGCAGUACUGGCUGGGCGGCAACGCGGACAACUUAGAGAACCUGCUGCUGAACGUGUGCAGCGCCUACGUGCCGGCGCUCAAGGGCGUGGACUUCAGUGUGGCGGAGCCGCAGCAGUACCCGGAUGUGGGGAUCUGGCACCCGCUGGCGCCGGGCAUGUAUGAGGACCUGAAGGAGUUCCUCAACUGGUACGACACGCGCAAGGACGUGACCUUCCCCAAGGACGCCCCCACCAUCGGUCUGGUGCUGCAGCGCUCUCACCUGGUUACGGGUGACGAGGGGCACUACAGCGGGGUGGUGGCGGAGCUGGAGAGCAGGGGGGCGCGGGUGAUUCCCGUGUUUGCGGGCGGUCUGGACUUCUCCGCUCCCGUUAAGAAGUUCUUCUACGACCCGCUGGGCAGCGGUCGCCCCUUCGUGGACACCGUGGUCAGCCUGACUGGCUUUGCGCUGGUGGGCGGACCGGCGCGGCAGGACGCUCCGAAGGCCAUCGAGGCGCUCAAGUCGCUCAACGUGCCGUACCUGGUGUCGCUGCCGCUGGUGUUCCAGACCACCGAGGAGUGGCUGGACUCGGACCUGGGGGUGCACCCCGUGCAGGUGGCGCUGCAGGUUGCUCUUCCCGAGCUGGACGGAGCCAUUGAGCCCAUCGUCUUCGCGGGUCGGGACUCCAACACCGGCAAGUCGCACUCGCUCCCCGACCGCAUCGCCUCCCUCUGCGCUCGCGCCGUCAACUGGGCGGUUCUGCGCAAGAAGCGCAACGCCGAGAAGCGCCUGGCCAUCACGGUCUUCAGCUUCCCGCCGGAUAAGGGCAAUGUGGGAACCGCGGCCUACCUGAACGUGUUUGGAUCCAUUUUCCGCGUGUUGAAGAACCUGCAGCGCGAGGGGUACGACGUGGGCUCGCUGCCGCCUUCGGAGGAGGACCUGAUCCAGAUGGUGCUCACCCAAAAGGACGCCAAGUUCAACUCGCCGGACCUGCAUAUUGCGUAUAAGAUGAAGGUGGAUGAGUACCAGAAGCUGUGCGCGUACUCGGAGGCGCUCGAGGAGAACUGGGGCAAGCCGCCGGGCACCCUCAACACCAACGGCCAGGAGCUGCUGGUGUACGGCAGGCAGUUUGGCAACGUCUUUAUCGGCGUGCAGCCCACCUUUGGCUACGAGGGUGACCCCAUGCGGCUGCUGUUCAGCCGCUCCGCCUCCCCCCACCACGGCUUCGCCGCCUACUACACCUACCUGGAGAAGAUAUUCAAGGCGGACGCGGUGCUGCACUUUGGCACGCACGGCUCGCUGGAGUUCAUGCCGGGAAAGCAGGUGGGCAUGUCGGGCACCUGCUACCCCGACUCGCUCAUCGGCACCAUCCCCAACCUCUACUACUACGCAGCAAACAACCCCUCCGAGGCCACCAUUGCCAAGCGCCGCUCCUACGCCAACACCAUCUCCUACCUGACGCCCCCUGCGGAGAACGCUGGGCUGUACAAGGGCUUGAAGGAGCUCAAGGAGCUGAUAAGCAGCUACCAGGGAAUGCGGGAGAGCGGGCGCGCGGAGCAGAUCUGCGCCACCAUCAUUGAGACGGCCAAGCAGUGCAACCUGGAUAAGGACGUCAAGAUGCCCGAAUGCGACGCCAAGGACCUAUCCAUCGAUCAGCGGGACCAGGUCAUCGGCAACGUGUACCGCAAGCUGAUGGAGAUCGAGUCGCGGCUGCUGCCCUGCGGCCUGCACGUCGUGGGUUGCCCCCCCACGGCGGAGGAGGCGGUGGCGACGCUGGUCAACAUUGCGGAACUGGACCGGCCGGAGAACAACCCGCCGAUCAAGGGGCUACCGGGCAUCUUGGCGCGUGCCAUGGGCCGCGACAUUGAGCAGAUCUACACCGGCAACAACAAGGGCGUCCUGGCGGAUGUAGACACCCUGCAACGCAUCACGGAGGCCUCCCGCGCCUGCGUCCGCGAGUUUGUGAAGGACCGCACCGGCCUGAACGGCCGCAUCGGCACCAACUGGUUCACGCAGCUGCUCAAGUUCACGGGCUUCUACGUUGACCCAUGGGUCAGGGGGCUGCAGAACGGCGAGUUCGCCUCGGCUGACCGCCAGGAGCUGAUCACGCUGUUCAACUUCCUGGAGUUCUGCCUCACGCAGAUUGUCAAGGACAACGAGCUGGGUGCGCUGGUGGAGGCGCUGGCCGGGCAGUACGUGGAGCCCGGCCCCGGCGGCGACCCCAUCCGCAACCCCAACGUGCUGCCCACCGGCAAGAACAUCCACGCGCUGGACCCGCAGUCCAUUCCCACGCAGGCCGCCCUGAAGAGCGCCCGGCUGGUUGUUGACCGGUUGCUGGACCGCGAGCGUGACAACAACGGCGGCAAGUACCCGGAGACCAUUGCGCUGGUGCUGUGGGGGACCGACAACAUCAAGACGUACGGCGAGUCGCUGGCGCAGGUCAUGAUGAUGGUGGGCGUGAAGCCGGUCCCCGACGCGCUGGGUCGUGUCAACAAGCUGGAGGUGAUCCCCCUGGAGGAGCUGGGUCGCCCCCGCGUGGACGUGGUGGUCAACUGCAGCGGUGUGUUCCGCGAUCUGUUUGUGAACCAGAUGCUGCUGCUGGACCGCGCGAUCAAGAUGGCGGCGGAGCAGGACGAGCCGGAUGAGAUGAACUUUGUGCGCAAGCACGCCAAGCAGCAGGCCGCCGAGCUGGGCCUGCAGAGCGUGCGCGACGCCGCCACCCGCGUGUUCUCCAACAGCUCCGGCUCCUACUCCUCCAACGUCAACCUGGCAGUGGAGAACAGCAGCUGGAGCGACGAGUCUCAGCUGCAGGAGAUGUACCUCAAGCGCAAGUCGUACGCAUUCAACUCGGACAGGCCCGGGGCAGGAGGUGAGAUGCAGCGCGACGUAUUCGAGGUGGCCAUGAAGACUGUGGACGUGACCUUCCAGAACCUGGAUUCUUCGGAGAUCUCCCUCACCGACGUGUCGCACUACUUCGACUCCGAUCCCACCAAGCUGGUCGCCUCCCUCCGCAACGACGGUCGCACCCCCAACGCCUACAUCGCCGACACCACAACCGCCAACGCCCAAGUCCGUACACUGGGCGAGACGGUACGACUGGACGCCCGUACAAAGCUGCUGAACCCCAAGUGGUACGAGGGCAUGCUGGCAUCUGGGUACGAGGGCGUACGGGAGAUCCAGAAGCGCAUGACGAACACCAUGGGCUGGUCGGCCACGUCGGGUAUGGUGGAUAAUUGGGUGUACGACGAGGCCAACUCGACGUUCAUUGAGGACGAGGCGAUGGCGCAGCGGCUGAUGAGUACCAACCCCAACAGCUUCCGGAAGUUGGUUGCGACGUUCCUGGAGGCUAACGGUCGCGGUUACUGGGACGCCAAGCCGGAGCAGUUGGAGCGGUUGAGGCAGUUGUACAUGGAUGUAGAGGACAAGAUUGAG